AUGGAGAAGAUGGAUAGCCAACAUGAGCACAUUGAGGGUGCAAAUGCUAGUCCGCAAGAGAUGGAGUCUGCAAAGUGUGAUUUCUACAUUGAAGACCGGGUCGCUCAUCUAUCCGAGGAACAUCGCCAGUAUCUUCUUGCGAAGCAUGGAACACUGGAUCUAGAACCUAUUCCUGAUAUGACCGAUGCCGAUCCAUACAAUUGGCCGCGAUGGAGGAAAAACUUGAACCUAACCCUAGUGGCCUUCCACGCCAUGAUGGGCACAUUCACCGCGUCGUCAAUCCAAUCUGCAUUCGAAAAUAUCUCCGAAGACCUUGAUAUCAGUAUGCAGCGAACCAGUUACCUCGUCUCUCUCUUCAUCGCCGUGCUAGGUGGUGCUCCUCUCUUCUGGCGCCCGCUGUGUAAUCGCUAUGGUCGCCGCCCUAUCUUUCUGAUCUCGUUGAUCUGUAGCUUGAUUGGAAAUAUUGGCUGUGCAAAGAGUCCUUCCUAUGCAACCAUGGCUCUCUGCCGUGCUAUUACUGCCUUCUUUAUCAGCCCUGCUGCUGCUAUUGGUAGCGCCGUGGUUGCGGAGACUUUCUUUCAGAAAGAUCGUGCUCGGUGCAUGGGUGGAUGGACGCUGAUGGUUACUCUGGGAGUCCCUGCUGCUCCGUUUAUCUUUGGAUUCGUUGCUUUGCGUGUGGGUUAUCGCUGGAUUUACUAUGUCCUGGCAAUUGUCAAUGCAAUCCAAUUCGUUACCUACUUCUUAUUCGGAUCAGAAUCCCUCUACAUCCGCAGCAAUGUCCCCUCCAAUAACGUCAUCGCCAAACCGAGUCUAUUCAGAUUUACCCGUAUUGACCCUGCACCACUGAAACUCUGGGACUUUUUCCAGCCCCUGAGCUACGUAAUAAAACCAUGCGUGAUAAUCCCAGCUGCCGCCUACGCAAUGGUCUUCCUCUGGGGCAGUAUCGCGCUCACAAUUGAGAUCUCUCAGGUUUACCCUUCCAAGUUCGGCCUGAACACGCAGCAGGUCGGUCUACAAUUUCUCGCUAUUAUCAUCGGAUCUGUCAUUGGUGAACAGGUCGGCGGGUUUAUCUCCGAUCGCUGGAUGCUUCUGCGACAGAAGCGGACGGGAGAACCAUCUCCGCCGGAAUACCGUCUUUGGCUGAGUUAUAUUGGCCAUGCUUUGACGAUCUGCGGUAUCGUGGUUUUUGCCGUCGAGAUCCGGGAUUCUGGGGGUGCAUGGAAUAUCGCUCCAGUUAUUGGCGCUGCCAUUGCCGCUGGUGGUAACCAGAUUGUCACUACGGUUGACAUUACUUAUGCGGUUGAUUGUUACCGUGAAGAUGCUGCCAGCGUGGGUGUUUUUAUUACCUUUGUUCGGCAGAUCUGGGGUUUCAUUGGUCCUUUCUGGUUCCCUGAGAUGUUUGAGGUUGUUGGUUGGGCUGGUGGUGCUGGUAUUGCCGUUGCUCUCAUGGUUGGUGUCAGUGUAAUUCCGACUAUCUUGGUGCAGUGGCGAGGAGCUACCUGGCGUUGA
Penicillium griseofulvum is the source of this 1509-nucleotide messenger RNA. RefSeq names its product Major facilitator superfamily domain, general substrate transporter. The record is from RefSeq and is a predicted model, not a curated record. Gene Ontology annotation, biological process: transmembrane transport. The transcript has 3 exons. Gene Ontology annotation, molecular function: transmembrane transporter activity. Bases 1 to 1509 code for a protein of 502 amino acids. NCBI's taxonomy places the organism in Eukaryota, Fungi, Ascomycota, Eurotiomycetes, Eurotiales, Aspergillaceae.